GAGUUUAGAUGUGUUGGCAAUUGAAGAUCUAGUUGAUGACCCAAAGAUUGUUCAAAACUGUUGGGUGCACGUGACCAUUGGUUUCCAGCACACACAAGUCAAGCUUGUCACUAUUGUCUACCAAGACUUGUGAGAAGUCUGAUAUCUCAUUAAUUGAGAAAUGCCUUAGGCGUGUCUAACACGCUAAGAGCUGAAGCAAAAAGAGGCUAUUCGGCCAGUGUGUGUGUUUCGCAGAGUGAGCAAGAAACACAGAGAAAGUGUUUCAAAGGAGAGGUGCAGUCCGAAUGAUAGAGAGAAAUACAGUAAGAGUGUAAGAAAGAGAAAAAGAAAAGGGAGAUAUUUUCCUUUACUUUAAGUUACAUACAAAGAAAAUAAAUUAGUAGAGUUUUUUUUGGAGAUUUUGAGUGCUACAUCUCUGGAAAGUUGAAGUGCUCAGAAGAAUGAUUUUGUUAUUAGCUUUAUGGGGAUUCAGGAUUUUUUUUCCCAACAAGAACAGCUUAAGAAAAAUGAAGUUUCAACUUUCAAGAGCUCGACUCUACCCUCGAUUCUCUUGAUUGAUCAAGCCUCGGAAGUGACGUUUAUGUUUCCUCAACUGCUGGUGGAUUUAUUGAGGUGCAUAAUUUAACAAAUAUGAACAAUGCAAAAAAGCUCAUAACGAUUCAUUUAAAGCCUAUUUUGAACCCUAUUUGUUGUGCUAUUUAAAGGACAUAAUAAGCCAUCCCUAGAGAGGGUUUCAAGAUAGAAAAAAGCUUUGUUUGUCAAAGAUCAACAGAGAAAGAAGAUAAUGGUUAAACGACAGCCGUGUAGUCUUUUCCUUACUUAAAUUCUUUGUAGUUUUAGAUUUAUUUAUCCUACAGGUGAGAGGCACAUGUUAUAUUAAUAGUUUAAUACCCGUGGUUCUAGGCUGUUAAAUUUGUUAGGAUUUGCUGUUUGUAACAGUUUAGAGAGAUAAUCAGGGUUUGCUCUGUUUUCAUUGUUCAUAAACAAAAUCUUUGUACUGACUAAUUAAUCAAUUUAUUCAGUUAGAGUAAUUUUCUCAGUCUUAUGGAUUUUGACAGGGAAGAAUCUAUUUUGGGCAGUGUCAAACAGUCAGUCGAAGGACAACUAUGAUGACUAACAAAUUGAACAACGGAUUGCUCUGUUUUUUUUUUUUUUUUUCAUCUCUAUGUUUAUCUUUUCUAAAUAAAUCAGAUUAUGCAGUGCUCCUCUGUAAAAAAAAAACUGGCAGAUUAUACCCUUUUUUUUUUCCUUUUGAGAAAUAACUGGCAGAUUCUAACUAGUGCUACACACCCAAAAUCAAUUAUGGCGUUUCAAGGCUAUCUAGUCUUAGGCCUCCUGGUUCUUCUUGACUUAUUGACUAAUGGCAUUGCUGUUUCACCAAGCCAUUACACUGCUUCACUCAACCGGACCAGUUUUCCAAAAGAUUUUAUUUUUGGGACAGCAUCAGCGGCUUAUCAGUAUGAAGGUGCUGCAAAAGAAGGUGGUAGAGGACCAAGUACAUGGGACAUUUUCACUCAUAGAUAUCCAGGUAAGAUAGCGAAUGGAAGCAAUGGAGACAUAGCUGUUGAUCAAUAUCAUCGCUACAAGGGAGAUGUUCGGAUUAUGAAAAAGAUGGGCUUAGAUGCAUACAGAUUCUCCAUCUCAUGGUCUCGAGUACUGCCAAAAGGGAAACUAUCUGGAGGCGUGAAUAGGGAAGGAAUCAAAUACUACAACAAACUAAUCAAUAGGCUCCUUGCCAGAGGUAUACAGCCCUUUGUGACCCUGUUGCACUUGGAUCCUCCUCAGACACUAGAAGAUGAGUACGGUGGUUUUUUGAGUCCUCAUAUUGUGAAUGAUUUUCGGGAUUAUGCUGAGCUUUGCUUUAAAGAAUUUGGUGAUCGUGUCAAGCAUUGGAUCACACUAAAUGAACCAUUGAGCUACACCAAUGCUGGUUAUGUUAUGGGGACAUCACCUCCAGGCCGGUGUUCUAGUUGGCAACAGUUAAAUUGUACCGGUGGAGAUUCUGGGACAGAACCAUAUUUGGUAUCACAUAAUCAGCUUCUUGCUCAUGCAUCCGCGGUCAAAAUUUACAAGCAAAAGUAUCAGCAAGUACAGAAAGGCAUUAUGGGUAUAUCCCUAAAUACAGACUGGUAUGUGCCAUUUUCUAACGCAAGGCAUGACCAUGAUGCUGCGCUAAGAGCCCUUGAUUUCAAGUUUGGAUGGUUUAUGGAUCCCUUAACCAAUGGUGACUAUCCACAUAGCAUGCGAUCUCUAGUUGGCGACCGAUUACCCAAAUUCACAAAAGACCAAUCCAAGCUAGUGAAAGGGUCAUUGGAUUUUCUAGGGCUAAACUACUAUACUGCUAAUUAUGUAGCCGAUGCACUUCACUCCAAAGUUGAACACGCAAGCUAUAUAACAGAUUUAAGAGCUAAUAUUUCUUCUGAGCGCAAUGGGAUCCCCAUCGGUCCAAAGGCUGCUUCAGAAUGGCUCCGUCUCUAUCCAAAAGGAAUUCGAGACCUUCUAUUAUACAUAAAGACACAAUACCAUGACCCACUAAUUUUCAUUACCGAGAAUGGAACUGAUGAGUUCAAUGAUCCUACAUUAUCGCUUGAGGAAGCCCUAGCAGACAACUAUAGAAUUGAUUAUUUCUAUCGCCAUUUUCAGUAUAUUCAUAGAGCUAUCAAGGAUGGUGUUAAUGUGAAGGGAUAUUUUGCAUGGUCAUUAUUGGACAACUUUGAAUGGAAUUCAGGUUACACCGUUCGGUUUGGCAUCAACUAUGUAGACUACAAAAAUGGAUUGAAAAGACAUCCCAAAUUGUCUGCCCUCUGGUUUAAGAAAUUCCUCAAGAAAUAAGAUGAAAAAUUAAUGACUAUGCUCAUUUCUUUUCUAUCAGACCAUCUCCAAAUAUAGACUUGAAGUUCAUUUGUUUUCUAUCUUCAUUUUUUUUUUCUUUUUUUUUUUUAAGAAAAUUUUUUUUCUAUCUUCUAUAGUGUCUGUAAUCUAUAAUAAAAAUAAAAUAAAAUAAAAUAAAUGUCUCCAUUUUCAAACUCGAAUGUUUCUUAAUUAAAUUACAACUUUAGAUCA
Messenger RNA from Quercus robur (English oak), 3063 nucleotides. Its product is annotated as beta-glucosidase 13-like. Gene Ontology annotation, molecular function: beta-glucosidase activity. Bases 1195 to 2832 code for a protein of 545 amino acids. Lineage: Eukaryota; Viridiplantae; Streptophyta; Magnoliopsida; Fagales; Fagaceae. The transcript is spliced from 14 exons. Gene Ontology annotation, biological process: carbohydrate metabolic process. The record is from RefSeq and is a predicted model, not a curated record.